Messenger RNA from Vombatus ursinus (common wombat), 945 nucleotides. RefSeq names its product olfactory receptor 8K3-like. Gene Ontology annotation, biological process: sensory perception of smell; G protein-coupled receptor signaling pathway. The transcript has a single exon. NCBI's taxonomy places the organism in Eukaryota, Metazoa, Chordata, Mammalia, Diprotodontia, Vombatidae. The coding region runs from base 1 to 945 and encodes 314 amino acids. Gene Ontology annotation, cellular component: membrane. The record is from RefSeq and is a predicted model, not a curated record. Gene Ontology annotation, molecular function: G protein-coupled receptor activity; odorant binding; olfactory receptor activity.
AUGGAAGAAAAGAACAGCCUGAAUGAAACGACAGGGAGCCAGGUGACUGAAUUUAUUCUCAUGGGCAUCACAAAUCAUCCUGAGCUCAAGGGUCCCCUCUUUGUUGUGUUUUUCCUCAACUACAUGGCUAUAGUUGUUGGGAACAUAGGCCUGAUCAUUCUAACCAGUGUUGAUUCCCACCUCAAAACCCCCAUGUACUUUUUCCUGAAGCAUCUAGCAUUUGUUGAUCUUGGCUAUUCCACAACUAUUGCGCCAAAAAUGCUAGUUGGAUUUGUAGAGGACAACAACAUUUCUUAUCAUGGAUGUGCAAUACAGCUAGUGUUCUAUGUGAUAUUUGUUGUCAGUGAACUUUUUAUCCUGUCAGCCAUGGCCUAUGACCGCUAUGUGGCUAUCUGUAAGCCCCUCUACUAUAUGGUCAUUGUGUCAGACAGGGUAUGUUGGCUCUUGGUGGCUAUCUCAUACCUCUAUAACACCAUGCUAUCUCUCCUAGUCACAAUAAAAAUUUUUAAAUUAUCUUUCUGCAAAUCAAAUAUAAUAAGAAACUUUUACUGUGAGAGUGCUCCCCUAUUGUCCAUUACAUGCUCAGAUCCAAGUGAGAUUGAACUAAUCAUUGUAACCUUUGCUGCAUUUAAUUUUUUUUCUUCCUUUCCAAUUAUCUUUAUCUCCUACAUGCUCAUUAUUGUGACCAUCCUCAGGAUGAACUCUUCUGAGGGCAGGCACAAAACCUUCUCCACCUUUGGCUCUCACCUCACUGGUGUGGUUAUUUUCUAUGGGACACUUACUUUCAUCUAUCUGCAGCCUCAAUCUAGCCAUUCCUUUGAUGUAGACAAAAUAGCCUCUGUGUUUUACACUCUGGUUAUCCCUAUGCUCAACCCUUUGAUCUACAGCUUGAGGAACAAAGAGGUGAAAGUUGCCUUGAGGAGGCUCUUUAAAAAACUCAUUUAA